This is a messenger RNA of Aethina tumida (small hive beetle), 1553 nucleotides long. RefSeq names its product beta-1,4-galactosyltransferase 7. Gene Ontology annotation, biological process: proteoglycan biosynthetic process; carbohydrate metabolic process. Lineage: Eukaryota; Metazoa; Arthropoda; Insecta; Coleoptera; Nitidulidae. Gene Ontology annotation, molecular function: xylosylprotein 4-beta-galactosyltransferase activity. The transcript has 5 exons. The record is from RefSeq and is a predicted model, not a curated record. The coding region runs from base 447 to 1379 and encodes 310 amino acids.
GUUUAGGUGACUCAUGGUUGAGGUUAAGUCACCCGAACAACAAUUUGAAUUCUUGAUUUGGAUUUUACAUAUAAAUAAUACUAAUUUAUGAGAUUUUAUAUCUCACAACCAUCUUAGAGAAUACUCUACCAAAGAAAAUACCAUAAUAGACUACUCGAUGUAUAAUGCUAUACAGUUAAGAAAUCGUUUUUGGCCCAGACACUUCUUUCUGUAAAUUAUUUGAUUUUUAUCCUGUUUGUGGUUUACCUUACUCCUUGGUCAAAAGCUUAAAGGACUCCUUUAAAAGUUAAAAAAAUAUAAGGAAAGAAGUAGUUGGCCAAAUGGACUGAAGUGUCUGAGGUUCAUUGGAUUUUGUCAAUCCCAUAGCAGAAAAGAAGAUGAGAUUUAAAGUGGAUUUAUUAUUUAUUUACUAUUGAGAGAGUAUUAAGUUAGAAAAAACGUAAAAUAUGAAAAUUACAAAAUCUAGAAUAUUCCACACUUCAUUUGUCCAAAUUAUUUUAGCAAUAUUUUCCUUCACUUUUAUAACAAUUGCAGUUCUAACUAUAAAACUAUUCAAUAAUGGCAACUGCAACUGCAAUCACCCUGAUAGCUUACAAGGAUCUCUUCCAUAUGAGCCAUUAAUUAACUUUGAGAAACCUUCAUUGGAACACAAAUUAGCAAUACUAGUGCCAUAUAGAGAAAGAUUUGAAGAACUGUUAACUUUUGUUCCUUACAUUCAUAGAUUUUUGCUUAGACAAAAAAUAAAUCAUGAUAUUUUUAUAUUAAACCAAGUGGACACUUUUAGAUUUAAUCGAGCGUCUUUAAUCAAUGUUGGUUAUUUAGAAACAAGGAUAAAUUAUUCCUAUAUAGCUAUGCAUGAUGUGGACUUGUUACCCUUGAACCAUAAUUUAUCAUAUAGCUAUCCAAAAAUGCCAACACACAUAGCUGCACCUAAUUUGCAUCCUAGAUACCACUAUGAAAAGUUUAUUGGCGGGAUUUUAUUAAUUAAUAGAGAACAUUUUGAGUUGGUGAAUGGAAUGUCUAAUAGAUACUGGGGUUGGGGAUUAGAAGAUGAUGAGUUCUAUGUUAGACUAAAAGAUGCUAAUCUAACAGUAGUCAGACCCAAGGACAUCACUACUGGAACAAAGGAUACAUUUAGGCAUAUCCAUGGUAAAGACAGAAAAAGAGACAUGGAAAAAUGUUAUAAUCAAAAGGAAGUAACAAGAAGAAGAGACAGACAAACAGGAUUGCAUAGUGUAAAAUAUAACAUUUUAAAAAGGACAAAAUUAUUAAUAGAGGAGUCACCUGUAACUAUAAUUAAUAUUCAAUUAAUUUGUGAUCAUUCUUUAACACCAUGGUGCGAUUGUGGACCCAAAAAAUCUGACAACAAAAAGAGUUAAGUAUUAUUUAAGCUAUUUCCAUGAUAAAAAUAUAAAGAGAGGUGGAAAAUAUUAUAAUCAAAAAGGAGUAAACAAAAGAAGAGACCAAAGGACUGUAUAACUAUAGAUAAUAUUCAAUCAAUUUUUGGUUAGAAAACAAAGUGACUUACUUUAAUAAAUGUUAUUAUAAAAUCA